Molecule: messenger RNA, 1754 nt
Organism: Mytilus trossulus (common blue mussel)
Lineage: Eukaryota; Metazoa; Mollusca; Bivalvia; Mytilida; Mytilidae
Exons: 9
Coding region: 25-1650 (541 amino acids)
Source: RefSeq, a predicted model, not a curated record
ACACGUUUAAAAGUUUAUUUCAAUAUGGCGAUAUACAAAGUAUUAAUUCAUUGUACACUCCUGUUUAUUUGGGUGGCUAAACAUUGUUCUGGACAAGGUCGGUGUAGUAGUCUGUGUUUAAACGGUGGAACAUGCAACAAUUCUUUAUGCAUAUGUCUGGAUAGAUACACAGGAAGAAAUUGUGAAUAUGAAUAUUUUGAUAUUCAACUCUCAAGAACAAUACACUUAGAAACGGCAAAUGAGAGCAGCGAUCUAAGUAUACCAUAUUUCAAUAAAAGUAUCGACACAAAGACAUCUCUGUAUUUCAAAAUCGAAUCGGAAUACGAAUGCAAUGUUACCUUUUUACAAGAGGGAGGCCAUCGUACUGUUCAAAUUAUAAUGAAGGACAAGGAGAUCGACGACAUGAUUAUAAGAAACGAUUCAAUUAUCCAUAUCAGCUUCCAAUUUCGCAAAUUCAACAUUUCCAUCCGCAGGGAACAAGAUGGUUUUACAUUGGGAACUGUUCAGAAAGUUGAUAGAAGAUUUUUAAGGAAAACGAUAUAUACAGAGGGAAAAAUCACUAACCAGGCAAUCUUUUCAUCUGCACGAAAAACAGAAUGGACAUUUUAUGAAGCAGAUGCUGUAACUUCCAUGUCAACAAAAAUAUUCGAAAAUCCUGCUCUUAUUUGUCCAAUACUUCCACAAUAUAACUACAUGCCAUUGCAUGUCAUUUUUCUGAAUAGGAGUUUACAAUGUAGUGGAAAAAUAGGGAUUGAAACAACAUGCAGUACACGGGGCAUUAAUAUUGAAUACAAAUGCAGUGAGGAAAGAGAAAAAUGUUCUGAUUUCAAUGAUAUACUUUGGAUAGCAGCCUGUCACACAACAACCGACAGAGAUUGUAAAAGUUGUAAAAUAAGGAAUUAUAAACGUUACAUUCCCAAAAUAUGUCAAAACUUCAUGACAAUUGUAACUGAUGAUUCGGUAAUUGCUGCAGAUAACUGCUUUGAGGCAUCAAAGUAUCUGAUUUUAUGGCAUGAAAUAAGAGACGUAUUUUCUCAAGAUCAGUCUUCAUCACAAAGGCCCUUACCAACUGCUAAGGAUUUUACUACAACAUUUAGUGAUAGUGAAUCGUAUACAUCAGAACAGUCGCCAUCAACAAGAUCAUUACACACUACAAGGUCUGCAACACCAACAUUUAAUAACGAUGUAUCGUUCACAUCUACAGGUUUGAUUGUUGGAGCAUCUGUAUCUGCUGCAAUUAUUGUAAUUUUACUGAUUUGUCUUUUAGUAAUUUUAAGAAGAAGAUCAAUAGAAACGAAAUCAGCAAAAAAGAACCAACCCGUACAUAACUUUAAAGAUGGAAAUGAUCACACCGGACGUCAGAAUAUUGGUUUAUCUAUACAAGGGGAUUUGACAGAAUACAAUGACUUGGCCAUGUAUCGUGAUAGUCAUCAAUAUGAAGAUCUUAAAUCGGCGAGAACAAAACCACAAGAGACAAGCUAUGAUUAUAUCGACCCUCAUAUUCACAAACAAGAACCAGAUAAUUGUAAAACUGAUAAGAUAAACUCUACAAAGAAUGCAUGUGCUGAAUUGAUUCACGAUUAUUUAGUAUUUGACCCGAAUGAAAAAAAGGUUGCGUCAAAUAUUGGACGGGAUUUGCGACACAUAUAAGACAAUAUCUGAACAUGUCUGACUUCCUUGUUCCGUUGUUAAGAAGUUUUUGAUUCAAUUAUAUUUUUGGAAAUUUAAAGUUUUAGUAUUAUUUAAAGUUUAUA